CCCGUUAAGGAAACGCAACUGGUUCUAAAGCCUAAAACCCUAGCGUCACUCCGUUUGUUUGUCUGCGUCCGCUCAAAAUCAGCGGGAAGAAAUGGCUCAGCUUAAGGCCUUAUCGCCAAAUUCGUCGAUUAACCUGGCCUGUUACGGGCCCAGAAGAAACACAUCGCUCUUUUCUGAUAGCUUGUCUUGCUCUCGAAAGUUGUCUUCUUUCCUAGAGGUAAGUGGAAGGGCAAGUGCACUCCAUGGCCGUGCAAUUCUAAGCAACAAUGGUUCUGUUACUCUAGCUGCUAGUAAUCGAGGUAUAAGAGCCGUUUUAUCCAGUGACAGAGAGAUGGAAGUUUCCACAGCUACAAAGGCUGGAGGGCUGCGAGGCAAAUUAAACAAAGUUGUUUUAGCCUAUAGUGGUGGCUUAGACACUUCUGUGAUUGUGCCAUGGCUAAGGGAGAAUUAUGGUUGUGAGGUUGUUUGCUUCACAGCCGAUGUUGGCCAAGGCAUAAAGGAAUUGGACGGUUUGGAAGAAAAGGCCAAGGCAAGCGGGGCUUGCCAGUUAGUAGUGAAGGACUUAAAGGAGGAAUUUGUGAGAGACUACAUAUUUCCUUGCUUGCGAGCUGGCGCCAUUUAUGAAAGGAAAUACUUGUUAGGGACCUCAAUGGCCCGGCCUGUUAUUGCAAAGGCCAUGGUGGAUGUUGCCAGAGAGGUUGGGGCAGAUGCUGUUUCUCAUGGAUGUACGGGGAAAGGAAAUGAUCAGGUUCGCUUUGAGCUUACAUUCUUUGCUCUGAAUCCUGAAUUAAAUGUUGUGGCUCCUUGGAGAGAAUGGGAUAUUACAGGGAGAGAAGAUGCUAUUGAAUAUGCUAAGAAGCAUAAUGUUCCUGUUCCAGUGACGAAGAAAUCAAUUUACAGCAGAGACAGGAACUUAUGGCACUUAAGCCAUGAGGGAGAUAUCUUGGAGGACCCAGCCAAUGAACCAAAGAAAGAUAUGUACAUGAUGAGUGUUGACCCAGAAGAUGCACCUGAUCAACCUGAAUAUGUGGAAAUUGGAAUUGUUUCUGGUAUCCCUGUUUCAGUUAAUGGAAAGAAUCUUUCACCGGCUUCUCUUCUUGCUGAACUCAAUGAGAUUGGCGGGAGACAUGGAGUUGGUCGUAUUGACAUGGUUGAAAACCGGCUUGUUGGUAUGAAAAGUCGUGGAGUCUAUGAAACUCCUGGUGGUACCAUUCUAUUCAAUGCUGUUCGUGAGCUGGAGUCUCUAACACUUGACCGGGAAACCAUUCAAGUUAAAGAUUCACUUGCCCUCAAGUAUGCUGAGCUAGUUUAUGCUGGAAGGUGGUUUGACCCACUUCGUGAGUCCAUGGAUGCAUUUAUGGAGAAGAUUACUGAAACAACCACCGGUUCUGUCACUCUGAAACUAUACAAAGGAUCUGUUUCUGUAACAGGUCGGACCAGUCCCCAUAGCUUGUACAGGCAGGAUAUCUCCUCCUUUGAGAGUGGACAGAUAUAUGAUCAAGCUGAUGCUGCUGGGUUUAUAAGGCUGUAUGGUCUUCCGAUAAGGGUCAGGGCAAUGCUUGAGAAGGGCAUCUGAGCUCUUCUUUUUCUUUUUGUUUUUUUUUUCUGUAGCAACCUAUGGAAUUUCAAGGCUUAAGUUUAUAAUAAUAUUAUCAACUGAUUAGCUUUGAUCAUAUGUUUUAAGGUUUCUUUGAGAUCUCUGGUCCA
Messenger RNA from Theobroma cacao (cacao), 1707 nucleotides. Its product is annotated as arginosuccinate synthase family. Gene Ontology annotation, molecular function: ATP binding; argininosuccinate synthase activity. The record is from RefSeq and is a predicted model, not a curated record. Gene Ontology annotation, cellular component: cytoplasm. Lineage: Eukaryota; Viridiplantae; Streptophyta; Magnoliopsida; Malvales; Malvaceae. Gene Ontology annotation, biological process: urea cycle; L-arginine biosynthetic process.